Messenger RNA from Nerophis ophidion (straightnose pipefish), 998 nucleotides. Its product is annotated as E3 SUMO-protein ligase ZBED1-like. NCBI's taxonomy places the organism in Eukaryota, Metazoa, Chordata, Actinopteri, Syngnathiformes, Syngnathidae. The coding region runs from base 309 to 728 and encodes 139 amino acids. The record is from RefSeq and is a predicted model, not a curated record. Gene Ontology annotation, molecular function: protein dimerization activity. The transcript is spliced from 4 exons.
CGUCAACACUCUGCGUGUCUUCCAAAAAGCCCACACGGCGACAGAUUCUGCCUAUCCUCAAAAAGCUUGAGGCACACCUGGCUGUAAAAGAUGGAGACACAGUCUUCGUGUCAAACCUCAAAAAACAGGUUUGGGCAAACCUAUCCAAGCGCUACCAGAAUGAUGAGAUCAGGGCCUUUCUCCAGCUGACCAGUGCGUUGGAUCCACGCUUUAAACAUAAAUUGGAUGAUGACACCAUCUGGUACAAGAUCCAGAGAAAGCUGAUUGAACAGUCAACAGAGGAAGUCUGUGGAGUUGAUGGGGACACCAUGCAGUCUGAGAAUGAGGCAAAUGAGGAGAACGAGGAUGAGCAGGAGAGUCAACAGCCUCCCUGCAAACUGCCCAAGAAGACUCCCUUGGAGGAGCUGUUUGCUGAGGAAGAGGCACAGAGCAUAGUGUCACAGCAGAGCUCCAUGUCCAUCAAGAAACGAGUGGAGAGGGAACUGCAGAUGUACCAGGAAGUUCCACCGAUACCUAUGUCUGACGGCCCUGCUGCAUGGUGGUGGAACCAACAAAAGACUUAUCCUUUGCUGUCAGAUCUCACUUUCUCCUAUUUAUGCAUUCAAGCUUCUUCCACACCCAGCGAACGUGUAUUUUCCACAGCAGGAGACACUAUCUGUCCAGAACGCUCACGCAUCCUGCCUGAGAAGGCGGAUAUGGUCAUUUUCCUAAACAAGAACUGUCUCUGAUUUUGUAAAUGUGUUUGUGAUGGGCGUGGCCUGUGCGCCUGCGGGGUGUGGCAGGGCCGGCCUCGAGGUUGGCGACAGGUGAUUGGAUGACACAGCUGAAAGUGUUUGUCUAUUCACCUGUCGCUCUGUAAAAGGCCGUAGUCGGGAGGCGGCGGGGGAGAGAGACGGACGGAUAGUUGCUGAAAAGCAGAAGGACAUUUGCAAAAAGACACACAAUUGCUGGAAAGCAAAAAGAGAUUUAUUGAAAAAUAAAGCCUUGUCAAAAGUGAA